AUGGCAGCCGAGGCGGAGGCAAGCUGCGAUGCGCCACUCGAUGAGGUGGGGGAGGCGAGCCUCGACAGCUCCGAAGAGGCACAUCCAGACUACUUUGCAGUGGUCGACUUCGAGUGCACUUGCGAUCGGACGACCAUGGUCAGGAAGUACAAGCACGAGAUCAUCGAGUUCCCGGUGGUUUUCCUGAAUUCUGAAACCCUUGAGGUGGAUUUGGAGUUCCACCGCUACGUGCGGCCUACAGAGAGGCCGCAGCUUACGGACGAGUUCUGCAUGGAGCUCACCGGCAUCCAGCAGUCCUGGGUCGACGAUGCAGAUCCCUUGGACGUGGUGCUCCGAGAGUUUUACGAGUUUCUGGAAGAGCACCGACUCGCUCACAAGGCGAUUGAUGGCCAGAAGCGCUUCACCUUCUGCACCGAUGGGCCGAUGGAUCUGCAGGGCUUCCUGCGCCCCGAGAGCCGCCGCAAAGGUCUGGGCCUGCGGAGCUGCUGGCAGAGCUUUCUGGACGUCAAGCGGCUCUUCGCGGGGGCGCUGGGCCAGAAGCCCUGCAGCUUGCAGGAGAUGCUCAGCCUGCAGGGCUUGUCCUUCCAGGGCAGGCCGCACAGCGGCCUGGACGACAGCCGGAACCUCGCGCGCAUCCUGGCGGAGCUGCUUCGACGGGCGGAGCGCCAGAAAGCAGCGGAGGUCGAAGCGGGGCAAAGAGGUCGAGCCUGGCACAAGCUGUCUUUUGGUGCUAUUGGGUUGGAUCUUUAG
This is a messenger RNA of Effrenium voratum, 750 nucleotides long. NCBI's taxonomy places the organism in Eukaryota, Dinophyceae, Suessiales, Symbiodiniaceae. The record is from the annotation of a GenBank genome assembly.